This is a messenger RNA of Pieris brassicae (large cabbage white), 701 nucleotides long. RefSeq lists its product as uncharacterized. The transcript has 2 exons. The coding region runs from base 285 to 581 and encodes 98 amino acids. Lineage: Eukaryota; Metazoa; Arthropoda; Insecta; Lepidoptera; Pieridae. The record is from RefSeq and is a predicted model, not a curated record.
GAAAAGCCAUAUCUUAUUUUAAGUGUUUAUUUAUAUUACUAAUUGGAGUAAUGUUAGUCAUAGGUAAUUUACGCGAAGUUGUUUACCUACUAAAUGCGUUUAAGCAUAUUAUAAUAAAAGCCGCUGACUGCUUGACCUUAAUACUAACAUGCAGUCUUAUUUCGUAUUCGUCAUUAAUUAACAAUCAUUGUGUAUUAAAAUUACCUAUUGUGCUUUAGUAUUACUCAUUACGUGUUAGUAAGCGCGGGUUGCAACACGUUUGGCUAGUUCUGUUAAUUUUUAAAAUGUAUUAUAAGUUGUACUUGUUCUUCGCUGUGUCCGUUAUAUGGAUGUAUAACGUGAAUGCGAUGCCGAGGGAUAGCAGCGUGAUUAACACAGAUUCUGUAUCUGGAAUUCCGGAAACAAAUUUACUCAAAGACAAAGAGCCGACGGAGGAAAGUGUCACUAUACCAGGGCAGGUUUUAUGCAAGUAUGAUAAAGGAUCCGAAGAACCAUCAGAGGACGUGGUCUGCCAGGAACAUUGCUUACCCAAAGGUUACUCAUACGGGAUUUGUGUUAGUGGCAAAUGUAGUUGUAUUUAGAAGUUUAUUGUAAAAUUCUGUAUAGUUAUAUAUUUUAUAAUAAUGAAAACAACUCCUUUUUAAAAUUAUUUUAUACUAUUAUAUACAUAAAUACUAUUUUGUAUUAAAAUAUAUCUAGAU